Molecule: messenger RNA, 1975 nt
Organism: Leptopilina heterotoma
Lineage: Eukaryota; Metazoa; Arthropoda; Insecta; Hymenoptera; Figitidae
Gene: vg
Product: protein vestigial
Exons: 6
Coding region: 946-1905 (319 amino acids)
Biological process (GO): regulation of transcription by RNA polymerase II
Cellular component (GO): nucleus
Source: RefSeq, a predicted model, not a curated record
GGGGUUCAGUCUGUGUUUGCCUACCAGAGACACAUCAUCGUAGGAUUAAGAUAUCAACGUGUUCUUUUCUAUUUUUUGGAUUAUACGCCUCACGAAUUCUUCUCCACAUGUUUAAUUAAUCGUGUCAUUAAAGAUUAAGUUCUUGUUAAUCAGAAUCUUAAUCUUGAUUUUUCUAAAGUUGAAUCGGAGAGAAAGAGAGAGAGAGAGAGAGACCACGUGGAAAAACCUGUUCAUACUCCAGUUUGUGUUGAUAAUCUGAAAUCGAAUUUACUUCGAGGAAAAUCAAAAUGUUUUGAUUCGCGGAAAGAAGAAACAAUAACAGACUUAUGCUACUGUGUGUGUAAACAAGUCCAUGUGUUUUAGUGCUCGGUUUCCUUAAUACAAUUUUCGUCUUUGUCAGAAUUUUUCCAACAAAUAAUGCAUUGAUUUACGCUUAUCCCACAAGCGACAAAUCGCGAGAAAAAAAAACAAACCUUCGUUAUCACUGCUGUAUAAUUUUUGUCAUACGCCACCAUUUUGGAGGAAGAAAAAAUAGUGAUUCGUUGAGUGAUUCAAAAAAGAAAAAAGAGCAAGAAUUAAGAAAAUAGUGAUUCUAGUGCAGGAGUGAUUCAAAAUAGAAAAAGGAGAGAAGGAGACAGCAACAGUAAAUAGUGAUUCUUUGAGUGAUUCAAAAGAAGAAGAAGAGAUAAUUUUGGAGCAACAGUAAAAAAUAGUGAUUCGUUGAGUGAUUCGAAAGAAUAGGAAAGAGAUUAAUUUUGGAGCAAGAAUAAAAAAUAGUGAUUCGUUGAGUGAUUGUAGAAGAAAAGGAGGAAAAUAAAGGAAGCAAAGGGAUAAUUCGCAAAGAUAACGAGUGUGGAAGAAAUAAACGGUGGUUUCGCGGGUGGUGCAACGUACGGAUAUACAAGUCGGCAGGCCGGCUCUGGGGUGCCGGGCCCGGGGGGGGUGAUGAGCUGUUCCGAGGUUAUGUAUCAAUAUUAUCCUUACCUCUAUCAGAGGCCACCGCCGCCCCCAACCCACCCCCAUGCGGCCCCACACCCCCAUUCACAUGGGAAUCCUCAUGCUGCCCAUCACAGUCCUGCGAGGCCCGCGCCCUUUCAACCCUUCUCGACUUCAUCGUCCACUCAUCAGUACGACAGGUUAAAUGUGCACCAAAGAUCGUUGGAGGCAGCAGGACUAGAACUCUGUGGAGCGGGGGGAAGUAUCCCUCAAGGUCAACCAAGCAGUACUGGUUCAAUAGGGUCAGCACCAAGUCCAGCGUCCCCAAGACCGACACCCCAACCUAGAGCACCUCUUGCAACCUCCACUUCGCAGUCUUCGAGGACCCUCGACGAUGAUAGAUCGACGGACGUAGGCGGUGGAACGGCGGCAGAAGACUCGGAUGAUGGUGAGAGUAGAGCACAAUAUGUUAGUGCAAAUUGUGUGGUUUUCACUCAUUACCGAGGAGAUGCGGCAACCGAGGUAGAUGAACAUUUUCAUAGAGCCCUUCAACAGGAUAAUAAACUAAAAGAAAAUAUUUCUCCAAUGAACAUGAGAAAUUUUCCACCGUCCUUUUGGAAAAGUCAUCACACUGGAGAUGUUUACGAGUACCCGACGGAUCCAUGGCAUCCGCAUUAUCCCCAAUACCAUCAUAGAGCCGUUCACGAAUACCACCACCAUAAUAUGGCGGCGGCAGCGAGUUACGGCGGUUUAUUAUUGGGUGGUGCUAGAGGACUUGGACACCAUACAACCCACCAUGCGGCGCAUCACGCGCAUGCCACAGCAUCCUACAAGGACUGGACGUCGGCGACGCCGUCGCAAUCUCUUGUCGACGCUUCUUCGGCGCCUCCUUAUCCCCACGGUCCAUAUGCACCCUUAUCUGGUCUCGAGUCUCAAGUUCAAGAUUCCAAAGAUAUGUAUUGGUUCUAGAAUUGAGUGCCAGUAUUUCGGUCCAUUAAUGACUGAUAAAGGACCGAUAAAGUCAAAAAUUGGUAAUUAG